This is a messenger RNA of Aureobasidium musti, 579 nucleotides long. The record is from the annotation of a GenBank genome assembly. NCBI's taxonomy places the organism in Eukaryota, Fungi, Ascomycota, Dothideomycetes, Dothideales, Saccotheciaceae.
AUGAAGUUCUCAGUACUCACCUUCAUCACUCUGGCCGCUUCAUCGGUCUAUGGCUCAGCCAUUGAUGUCACUGUCGCCAAAGACGUCGACAGCUAUGUCAACCUCGAGACUCGUGCCACAUGCUGGAAGUCCGACAUGCAAGCCGUCAAGGACCGUAUCAACCACUACAAUGUCUUCUGCCAGAUGUACAAUGCCCAGUAUUUGACUGGAGCAUGCUCAUGUAUCCUCGCCCAGUGGAACAAAGUAGCAAACCCUACAUCUGUUCCCUCCACAGGAUCAAACACUUGCGCCGCAUCAGACAUCAACCUGAUCAAGAACGAAGCACCCAGAAACUUCCAAUCAUACUGCAGAUGGUGGGGCUUGAUUUACCGCACACGCUCAGCCAUCCCUGGAGUCAGUGCCGACCAAAUCACAAAAUCCUGCAAGUGCCUGCUCGACUCUUAUGCAACCCCAUCCACCACCGCCAAGCCUACUUCCACCAAGGCUGCAGCCACCUCUGCUCCUGCUUGCAAGAAGCGCAGAAAGGUCCGCAGAACCGUCACCGUCGAGGUUCCCGCCGAGGCCACUCCUUCUGUUUAA